Molecule: messenger RNA, 957 nt
Organism: Olea europaea var. sylvestris
Lineage: Eukaryota; Viridiplantae; Streptophyta; Magnoliopsida; Lamiales; Oleaceae
Product: thaumatin-like protein
Exons: 3
Coding region: 67-813 (248 amino acids)
Biological process (GO): defense response
Cellular component (GO): extracellular region
Source: RefSeq, a predicted model, not a curated record
GGGACUGGCCAAAGAACAAUUAAUCCUUUGUUAGCUGAUUUUUCUGAACUUUUUCCUGCCUCAGCCAUGGAAACGCUGCUCAGACCUCUCAUUACUCUACUCUUUCUCUGUCUACUUACAUUCAACAUUUCAGUGGAGGUUUCAGCCACAACAUUGACACUUUACAACAAGUGCAGCCACUCAGUGUGGCCAGGCAUUCAGCCAAGUGCUGGCAAGCCCAUUUUAGCCGGGGGUGGGUUCAAGCUGCCACCAAACAAGGCCCACACUCUCCAACUUCCUGCCGGGUGGUCCGGCCGAGUUUGGGGUCGCCACGGCUGCUCUUUUGACGCCACUGGCCACGGCCGCUGCGCCACCGGGGAUUGUGGUGGUGCCCUCUUUUGCAAUGGCCUUGGUGGGACUCCUCCUGCCACUCUUGCUGAAAUUACUCUCGGAAAUGACCAGGAUUUCUAUGAUGUUAGUCUUGUUGAUGGCUACAAUCUUGCUAUUUCCAUUACACCCUUCAGAGGCACAGGCAAAUGCAGCUAUGCCGGGUGCGUGAGUGACCUGAACAUGAUAUGCCCGGUGGGACUUCAGGUGAAAUCACACGACAAGAAGAGAGUGGUAGCUUGCAAGAGUGCUUGUUUUGCAUUCAACUCGCCAAGGUACUGUUGCACGGGUAGCUUUGGGACCCCACAGUCGUGCAAGCCGACUGCCUAUUCGAGGAUUUUCAAGUCUGCUUGUCCGAGAGCUUAUUCGUAUGCCUAUGAUGAUCCCACAAGCAUCGCCACUUGCACCGGCGGAAGUUAUUUGGUCACCUUUUGCCCUCACCAUUGACUGCCUAGCUUUAAACUCUAUUAGGCCUCAAUGUUUGCCCUUUCUUGUUCUUAUGCCCAUCUUAUAAUGUAUUACUUGCUAGACGAAUGAAUUUAUUUGGUGUUAUUAAAUAAUAGUAUUAGCCUCCUUUGGCAAAUUUAUAAA